Messenger RNA from Parastagonospora nodorum SN15, 755 nucleotides. RefSeq lists its product as hypothetical. The coding region runs from base 1 to 723 and encodes 240 amino acids. NCBI's taxonomy places the organism in Eukaryota, Fungi, Ascomycota, Dothideomycetes, Pleosporales, Phaeosphaeriaceae. The record is from RefSeq and is a predicted model, not a curated record. The transcript has a single exon.
AUGCCCCCCUCAGCAUCCUUCGACGUAAUCGGCACCUGCUUCUCCUUCACCGCCCCCAUUCACACAAUCCACUCCCGUCUAGGCCCCAAACUCACCACCGCCGCCGUGGACCCCAAAACGCUCUUCUUCGCAUGGUUCUACGCGGCGCAGCGCGACUUCACCUACGUCUCCAUGGCCGGCUCCUACGUGCCCAUCGCGACUAUUUUAAAAUCGACAUUCCGGCGCGCAUGCCGCAUCGUCGACCUGCCCGCCGACGCCGUCACUGACGAAGAUGUUGAUGCGGUGAUGAAGGCGUUUAAAGGCAUGGGGCCGCGAGAGGGCUUGAAGGGGUGUUUUGAUGGAUUGAGGGAAGCUGGGUGGGAUGUUUAUGGUGUGACGAAUGGGGGGAGCGAAACUUCGCUUGCUUACUAUCACAACGCGAAUAUCGACCUCGAUUCCGAGCACUUAUUAUCUUGCGACGCGAUUAAAAUUGCGAAGCCGGAUGUUAGGGUUUAUGAGACUGCGAAUAAGCAUUUGACGGCGAGGGGGCUGGGAGAUGGGGAGAGGUGGUUUGUGGCGGCGCAUGCGUGGGAUUUGAUUGCGGCGAGGAAGGCGGGGUUCAAGACGGCGUAUCUGGACUUUGAGGAACAUGAUCCGGUGACGGAGGUUUUUGGGGAGUUUGAUUUAUAUGCGGGGAGUAUGGAGGAACUGUUGGAGAAGCUGAAGGCGGCGGUGAAGGCAUGAUGAGGCUGCUUGAAAUAGAGGUUUUUUUUUCC